Messenger RNA from Xiphias gladius (swordfish), 1002 nucleotides. It is a transcript of the gene marchf11, whose product is annotated as membrane-associated ring finger (C3HC4) 11. Gene Ontology annotation, biological process: protein ubiquitination. The record is from RefSeq and is a predicted model, not a curated record. The coding region runs from base 1 to 1002 and encodes 333 amino acids. NCBI's taxonomy places the organism in Eukaryota, Metazoa, Chordata, Actinopteri, Istiophoriformes, Xiphiidae. Gene Ontology annotation, molecular function: zinc ion binding; ubiquitin-protein transferase activity. The transcript has 4 exons.
AUGAGCACAGAGGAGGGAGAGGCGGGCGGAGGCACCGCCGUCGCCCACCGCCACACCUGGGAGGAGGGCGAACCGCGCGGCGCCCAAGGACGUCCGCGUCCCGACGACGAGGACACGGAGGAGCAGGGACGGGAGGAAGAGGAAGCAGAGGACCGCCGGGAGGGCCGGAGCUGCGGGGAAACGUGUGAGGGGAACGCGGAGAAUUUCUCCAGCGAGGAUGGGGCGGUCGGGGGCACGUCGUGCAAGACGCAGGCGAUGCACUCAAACUGCAGCAGCGAAACCUGCAUCCCCACUCCCAGCUGCCGGAUCUGCUUCCAAGGCGCAGAGCAGGGCGACCUGUUGAACCCUUGUCGGUGUGACGGCUCGGUGCGUUACACCCACCAGCACUGCCUGCUGAAGUGGAUCAGUGAGCGAGGCUGCUGGACCUGCGAGCUCUGCUGCUAUCGCUUCCACGUCAUCGCCAUCAACAUGAAGAGACCGUGGCAGUGGCAGUCCAUCACCAUCACCCUGGUGGAGAAGGUGCAGAUCAUUGCCGUGUUCCUGGGCUCUCUCUUCUUGGUGGCCAGCAUCUCCUGGCUGCUGUGGUCGGCUCUCAGCCCGCAGGCCGUCUGGCAGCGGCGGGACGUCCUCUUCCAGAUCUGCUACGGCAUGUACGGCUUCAUGGACCUGGUCUGCGUAGGUUUGAUUGUCCAUGAGGGGGCAGCAGUGUACAACGUCUUCAUGCGCUGGCGGGCCGUAAACCUCCACUGGGACGUUCAGAGCUACGAUAAGGCCAAGGACAUGGAGGAGACGAGCACCGGUCAUUCCUCGUUGGCCCCCAGGACGCUUUUGUUGCCCCUGGCCACCUUUGGCCCCAACGGCCCCUCACACGCCACCCAACUUGGGCCGCAGCCAUGGACCUGCCUCUGUUUGGCCCCUCUCUGUCCCAGCCUAGUGCCCCAAAACAACCUCAGCCAGGACAGUGACUCAGGAGAGGUUGUCAUUCGUGUAACAUCGGUGUAA